CCAGUCUGUUGUACUUCAAAAUGGCGUCGGGUGCACUCUUCGGAAAUGCGAGUGGUCGCUCUCAAAGCAAAAAUUUGGUUGAGUUCCGUGCAGGAAAAAUGUACAUGAAAGGGAAAAUGGUGCAUCCAGAUAAACGGAAAGGUUUGGUGUAUGUCUACCAAUCAGACGAUUCGUUGAUGCAUUUUUGUUGGAAGGAUAGAACGAGCGGAAGUGUUGACGACGAUUUAAUCAUUUUUCCUGACGAUAUAGAAUUCAAGCACGUGAAACAGUGUACAACAGGUCGUGUCUAUGUCUUAAAGUUCAAGUCAUCAACAAGAAAGUUUUUCUUUUGGAUGCAGGAGCCAAAGUCAGACAAAGAUGAAGAAAACAGUAAAAAGGUCAAUGAGUUUUUGAACAACCCUCCAACCCCGGGAUCUAGCAGAGGUGGUGGAGGUACUGGCUCUUUGCCCUCUGACCUUGCCAACUUGGCAGGAGACUCGGACCUGCAGAGCAUUUUGGGAGGCAUGAGUCAGCAACAGCUGAUGCAACUGCUAGGUGGUAUGAACAUGGGAGGACCCGGUGGUGGUCUGUCUGCAUUGAUGGGCAGACCUGGAAGUGUCCAGUCAACUGCUUCAGAACCACCCUUAAGGGUGCAGUCAUCCCCAGGCACAAGAGGUGGAUCAUCUGAGACUCCGUCCCAGCCUCGACCAGUGACGGCAGCAGCCCUGCCAUCCCAGAAUACAACCACAACGUCUACAACCACAGGAAGUACAACAACAACAUCAGCAGGUCAGAGUUCAGGUGCUAACAAACCAGCAAUACAACUGAGUGACUUGCAAAAUAUUCUGUCUAAUAUGAAUGUACCAGCUGAAAAGGAAUCUGUUGAUCUAGGACAGGCAUUAAGUCCAGAGUCAAUGAUUCCAAUUCUAGCCAAUGCAGAUGUACAACAGAGGCUUACUCAAUAUCUACCUGAAGGGGAGGUGCUACCCAAGUCAGAGGAGGAGCUACGGGCUACAAUCAGCUCACCUCAGUUUAAACAGGCACUUUCAUCAUUCAGUUCGGCACUACAGUCAGGCCAGCUGGGACCACUGAUGACGCAGUUUGGUCUAGGAGAGGAUGUAGCUAAUGCAGCAGCACAAGGAGAUUUAGAAGCAUUUGUGAAGGCGAUGCAGGCACGGCAAAAAUCUAAAGAUGAUAAGAAAGAUGAACCUGAAGCAAUGGAACAAGAUUAAAUUGAUACCAAAAUGUUUUGUGAAGAAUUAGAUUUGAAAACUAGCCAUUUACAGUUGUAUUAUUGUGCUAAUCAGUUCUGCAUUUCCUGUAAACUGGGUGAAUUUGCCGCCAGGCCAUUCUUUUGUUAAAAAUCUACAGGCUUUUUAUUCUCAAUAUGCAGGUUAUUUUACAUUGUAUAGUCUAAGUGUGAUUUAACUUUGCCUAAAUGAUUGAUUAAUUCAUAAAGAUUGGGUCAGUUACAUUGCAGUUGCAUUAAAAAAUCUUAGUCCAAUUGUACAUUACAUUAUAAAAUUAUUCCACUUGAAGUCACAUAUUAUAUGGAUUUUUUGAAGGAUACAAAUUUUCAUAUUCAGUUUGAAGUUUGCUAGAAAAUAAAUGCAGAAACUUUCAACAGCAGGUUUCUUAUAAGAAGUCAUAGUAGUAAGGUUGAGAAUUUAGUAAGAUAUGUAAUUGAUUUAUAGAAUAAAGGCAUACAAUCUGCUUAUCAUUGGAGCACAGAAUACAUAUUUUGUAAGAAAGGCUAAAACACUCUGUAUAUAAAUCAUCAGAAACUCGUGAUUUCAUUAUGUGAAGCAUUUUUAGAAAAAUCAAUAUUCAGUCAGACAAGAAUAGAUAUUUGAAAUGAACAGAUUUAUUCUAUAAUAUUUACUAUAAUAUACACUUGCAAAACAAA
Messenger RNA from Mercenaria mercenaria, 1885 nucleotides. Its product is annotated as proteasomal ubiquitin receptor ADRM1-B-like. NCBI's taxonomy places the organism in Eukaryota, Metazoa, Mollusca, Bivalvia, Venerida, Veneridae. Gene Ontology annotation, molecular function: proteasome binding; ubiquitin binding; endopeptidase activator activity. The transcript has 10 exons. Gene Ontology annotation, cellular component: nucleus; proteasome regulatory particle, lid subcomplex; cytoplasm. The coding region runs from base 21 to 1211 and encodes 396 amino acids. The record is from RefSeq and is a predicted model, not a curated record. Gene Ontology annotation, biological process: ubiquitin-dependent protein catabolic process.